GGCUAUUUAAUGUGUUUUCAAUGUCGUGAGGUAAACGCUUGCACAAACGAUAGAUGGCGCUGUUGUGCCAUUGAAUUAAUGCGCUUCUUCACUGGAGACUUGGAGCUUUGAUGUAUUCUUUACUCAGACCCUCCUAAUGCCAUCGAUUCUCCAAAAGUCAGAUAUAGAGACACUGUUUUAGAAAUUUCAAAACUGAGAUUUCAGACUGUCGCGAUCAUCUGAGGAUCUUAAGGCUGUGUAACUGCAGUGUAUCGCCGCAGACAGGCUAUAGUCAGCCUCCAGCAUCACAAACAUGGAUCAACACGACUCGACGUUUGGAGUGCAGCUCUUCAUUUAUGAUCUGUCGAGGGGAAUGGCCCGACAGCUCAGCCCGAUCAUGUUAGGAAAACAGCUUGAUGGGAUUUGGCACACAUCUAUAGUGGUCUACGGAGAGGAAUUCUUCUAUGGUGGUGCCGGGAUCUCUAGUUGCCCACCGGGCGGGACGAUGCUCGGACCUCCAGACACAGUGGUGGAGCUGGGAAACACUGAGGUGACAGAGGAGAUCUUUAUGGAUUAUCUGUCCUCACUUGGAGAAACAACAUAUAGUGGUGACAAGUACAGAUUGUUUGAACACAACUGUAACACGUUCACUAAUGAGGUGGCCCAGUUUCUCACUGGCAAUAAAAUUCCCUCCUAUAUCACAGAUCUGCCCUCUGAAGUGCUCUCCACGCCAUUUGGUCAGGUGUUGCGGCCAAUCCUAGACUCGAUACAUAUUGCCCCUCCAGGCGGAAACGUGAUCAGCAGCCAAAAUAAUCAUAGCUAGAUCAGCUUUGUAAUCUCUCUCUCACACACACACACCUACACACGCAAUAAUUCACAUAUACGCUGUUUAUACACACACAUUUGCCCUGUUGUAAAUGAAGUUGGCUCAUAACACCUCGUUCAAGAGCACUGAACAAAUUUUCAUCAAUUCUGGUCCAUAUUCACAGUUGCCCAGAUAGUUUCAUGCACAAGGUCCCAGGUCAUUCUUUCCAGAUCACUGAUGGUUCAUAUUUGUCAGUGUUGAGUUCUUGGUUUCUAUGGUUUUCAUUUGAAUAUGCAUCUUUACUUUGUAUCUCUACAGCCCACCACAUGCAAAGGUCAUUUGUUGUUUGUUGAUGACAAUCCAACUUUUUUUUCCCUGUUGUUAGUUUUUAUUCCUUUCACAUAAUGUCAUGCUGUUUUUCCCCCAAUAAUAUGUCUGUUGAUAUGUAUUAAUAUUGGCAAGCCAAAAAGUUGAAAGAUUAUCUUUAAUUUUAUUCUUAACAUAUAUUUAUUUAUUUUUGUGAGUGACUUUGUGACAAAGAAGCACAUGUUCUAUAAUAUGACUUGCAUUCUGAAGAAAUGACUAAAUGUGAACGAGUGGACCAUGAUACAUGUGGCUCAGAUUCAGAGAGAAAUAUAUGUAUCUGUGCCUUUGUCAUGGCAGCUUGGGCACAAGUAACAUUUUAAUCGGAAUUAAACCGUAAAGUACAAAUUAUUUAUACACGUUAUGCUUCUCUUCCAUUUAUUUAACCAGCUGAAUGCUUUUAUAUAUGCUUUAUGCUCAUUUUUAUUUUCAUGAAA
Molecule: messenger RNA, 1584 nt
Organism: Sinocyclocheilus anshuiensis
Lineage: Eukaryota; Metazoa; Chordata; Actinopteri; Cypriniformes; Cyprinidae
Product: desumoylating isopeptidase 1-like
Exons: 6
Coding region: 293-802 (169 amino acids)
Biological process (GO): protein modification by small protein removal
Molecular function (GO): peptidase activity
Source: RefSeq, a predicted model, not a curated record